This is a messenger RNA of Brassica napus (rape), 1676 nucleotides long. RefSeq names its product flavin-containing monooxygenase FMO GS-OX-like 2. The record is from RefSeq and is a predicted model, not a curated record. Gene Ontology annotation, molecular function: N,N-dimethylaniline monooxygenase activity; NADP binding; flavin adenine dinucleotide binding. The coding region runs from base 82 to 1476 and encodes 464 amino acids. NCBI's taxonomy places the organism in Eukaryota, Viridiplantae, Streptophyta, Magnoliopsida, Brassicales, Brassicaceae. The transcript is spliced from 8 exons.
CUUAAAACACGUACCAUUCUUCGAUAUUAUUACAAUCUCUUCCUCUUUUAUUAGAUCGCAAUACAUCACUACAGCCUAAACAUGGCACAUAGUAAUCGCGAUCCAACCACCUCUCGCCACGUGGCGGUAAUUGGAGCCGGAGCCGCUGGGCUCGUGACUGCUCGUGAGCUACGUCGUGAAGGCCACUCAGUGGUCGUGUUAGAGCGCGGGAGCCAGAUUGGAGGCGUGUGGACUUACACCUCUCAAGUGGAACCUGACCCGCUAAGCCUCGACCCAACCCGACCCGUAGUCCACUCGAGCGUUUACAAAUCCCUACGCACCAACAUCCCCCGAGAGUGCAUGGGUUUCACCGACUUCCCUUUUGCGGCCCGACCACACGACGGGUCAAGGGAUCCGAGAAGACAUCCGGGUCACAGUGAGGUUCUUGCUUACCUGCGAGACUUUGCUAAGGAAUUCGAUGUAGAGGAGAUGAUAAGGUUCGAGACGGAGGUUGUUAGGGCGGAACCGGCGGCGGAUGAGGAGAAUAGAGGGAAGUGGAGGGUGGAGUCUAGAAGCUCCGAUGGUGCUGCCGAUGAGAUAUACGACGCCGUCGUGGUUUGUAACGGACACUAUACAGAGCCACGUCAUGCUCAUAUCGCUGGCAUAGAUUCAUGGCCAGGCAAGCAAAUUCAUAGUCAUAAUUACCGUGUUCCUGAUCCAUUCAAAGAUCAGAUAGUAAUAGUGAUCGGAAGCUCAGCGAGUGGCGUUGAUAUAAGCAGAGAUAUAGCAAAAGUCGCUAAGGAAGUCCACGUCUCGUCUAGAUCGACUUCACCAGAUACCUACGAGAUGCUUCCCGGUUACGACAAUCUAUGGCUUCACCCAGUGAUUGAAACUGCCCGCAAAGAUGGUUCAGUGGUUUUCCAAAAUGGAAAGACGGUUUACGCAGAUACCAUAAUGCAUUGUACCGGGUACAAGUAUUACUUCCCGUUUCUUGACACAAAAGGAGAAGUGACGGUCGAUGAUAAUCGCGUUGGACCGUUGUAUAAGCAUGUAUUUCCUCCGGCUCUUGCCCCCGGACUUUCUUUCAUCGGCUUACCAUGGCAGAUCACUCCCUUUCCGAUGUUUGAGCUUCAAAGCAAGUGGGUUGCAGCGGUUUUAUCUGGAAGAGUAUCUCUCCCAUCGCAAGACGAGAUGAUGGAAGACACCAAGGCUUUCUACAAUAAGCUCGAAGCCUCGGGUAUUCCCAAGCGAUAUACGCAUUUGAUGCCAGAUGACUCCCAGUUUGAAUACGAUAAUUGGCUUGCGGAUCAAUGUGACUAUCCACGGAUAGAGAAAUGGAGAGAAGAAAUGUUUUACAUUGGCUUCAAGAGAAUUUAUGCACAAUCCGCUACUUACAGGGAUAAUUGGGACGAUGAUCACCUCAUCGUAGAAGCAUACGAUGAUUUUGUUAAGUUUAUGUCAAGCUUUCCAGAACUUUUGCCGUUGCUGAAAACCUAAACGGGUGAUAAAUAUGACUUGUAAGCUUUGUUAUGUGAAGAAGGUGCGUGUGUAUGUUUUGUAAGUGUUUCUUGUGGCUACUUUGUUUCCAAAAUGUGAAAACGUAGAGUAAUAAGGCUAAUAGCCUAAUAAGAAUGUGGGACUACAUGUAAUAAUAAUGUAUUUUGGGGACUACAUAUAAGAAAUUAUAUGGAUGAGUU